Messenger RNA from Lymnaea stagnalis (great pond snail), 969 nucleotides. The record is from the annotation of a GenBank genome assembly. Lineage: Eukaryota; Metazoa; Mollusca; Gastropoda; Lymnaeidae.
AUGAACGCGGUCAGUGAUGAGGUGUUGUACGUGUUCAUGCAGGUCAACGACGUGGUCGUGUCCGCCAUCAUCGGGUUCCUGGGCAUCGUGUUCAACCUCAUCAACAUCGCCGUCUUCGUCACACUCGGCCUGUCCGACACAACCAACAUCUCACUGCUGGGCCUGGCCGUGGCGGAUAUCGGGGUUUCCCUGACGAUGUUCGGAUACGGCGUGGUCAACAACCCGCUCGUCCUGGCGGCCGCGCCACACGUGGACAUCAUAGACGCUGUCAACUAUGUGGUCCUGGGCGCGCCGCACGUCAUGUUUAGCAGGAUAGCUGGUUGCCUGACGGCUUUCGUCACCGUCGAACGAUUCCUGUGCAUUUCCCUGCCGCUGCACGUCAAGACCAUCGUCACGAGACGGAGGAUCAGCUUAGCCGUCGGCGGCGUCUACGUCUUGAUGGUGGUCAGCACGGUGCCGACGUUCAUCGCAAACCAGAUCGGACCAAGGUUCAACUCGAGGCUCAACCUGACGACGGACGGGCUGGUCCUGUCCUGGAAUUCUGACCAGCUCGAGAGCGUCACCCUGCUGGUCAACAUAGUCGUUCAGAUGACGUCGUUUUGUGUCGUCAUCGUGUCCACGUUGGGUCUGAUCCGGUCACUGGUCAGGAUGUCCCAGUGGAGAUCGGCGUCCUCGUCCACCCCGGAUACCAAAGUGUCUUCUCGUGACAAGCAAUUGGUCAAGAUGGUCUUGACCAUCGCCGUCGUGUUCAUCGCCUGCUCCCUACCCAUAGUUGUCGGUAACCUUGUCAUGGUGUUCGUUAAAGAUUUCAGCGUCAAGGGAAAUACCAGGAAUCUGUUCAUCCUGGUUAUCGCUCUUUUGUUCCUCAUGGACUCGAUAAACUCCACGGUAAAUAUCUUUAUGUACUUGAAAAUGAGUUCAAGGUUCAGGGAAACGUUUUUGUCAUUUUUUUCAAAGCAGGCACAAUAA